Messenger RNA from Staurois parvus, 5268 nucleotides. The record is from the annotation of a GenBank genome assembly. Lineage: Eukaryota; Metazoa; Chordata; Amphibia; Anura; Ranidae.
AUGUUGUGCCUGGCUGACUUCGGGUCUCCUUCUCUCCCCUCUUACAGGGUCUCCUCCAACAAGGAACUGUCGGAGCUCAUCGACCGACUGCAGAAAAAUGCCGACCAAGUGGAGCGAUAUAUCGUGGACACCGACACCAAGCUUCAAAAGGAUGUGGACAAGAUUGUCUCUUCCCAGCCUGUGAUGCACAAGGACAACACCUACCAGAACAUCUUGGAGUCGGAGAAGCUGAUUGUGGUGCUGGAAACGGAUGCCCUGCUGGCUCGUCAUCUCAAUCAUCCGCAGGCAGACAUGAUCCAGGAGGACAUCCGGCAGCUGAAAGAACGUCUUAGCAGCCAGAGACAGAAACACGAUCAGAUCUACAACCAGAAGGUUGCCACCCUAGAAGCCCCAAAAGUCAACUGGAGCAAAGUCAUAGAUGACAAGAUGGAACAGCUCAAUGGUGCUGGCUUUGCCACAGACUUACCCAACCUGGAAAACCAGAUUAUGGAGCACAACAUGUUUCACAAUGAGAUCAAAGCCCUGGGAGACCACAUUAACAAAGACGGCGACAAGGACUACAUCAGCGGACUGCAAGUCAAAUAUCAGAAACUCUUGAGUGCAUCCCAGAAGCGCCAACGAGAUUUAAACACCCUGCAGGAUUACAUGCAGCGCUGCACCAAUGAGCUUUACUGGCUGGACCAACAGGAGAAGGAACGCAUGGAGUAUGACUGGAGCGACCGCAACACUGAUUACAUCAGCCGUAGGAGGCAAUACGAGAACUUUAUCCAGAGGAGCCUAGAAGCCAAAGAACAUGAAAUCAACAAGCUGCAGGAGGAGGGUGAAAAGUUGUUGACAGAUGGGCACCCAGCAAAGAUCCCAAUAGAGGCUCACAUGGAUGCCGUACAUGCAGAUUGGAAAGAGUACCUGAACCUUCUGAUAUGUGAGGAGAGCCAUCUGAAGUACAUGGAGGAUUUCCACCAGUUCAACAGAGAUGCAAAGGAUACCCAAGACCUGCUGAAGAAAGUGAACACUGACCUGGACCUCAAGUAUAACCCGGACUUCAAAGACAAAUACCAGGUUGAGGCACAGAUGAGAGAGCUAGAGGACCAGGACAAGGCUCUGGAUAAGUAUGAGGAAGUUGUGCGUUCUCUUCAGAAUCGCAGUCACCAGGUCAUGCCCUUGAAGUUCCGCAGGGAGACCCCACUUAAGCCCGUCCCAGUGGAGGCCCUGUGCGACUUUUACGCAGAAGAGGGGGACAUUAGCCGAGGAGGGCAGUACACUCUGAAGGCCAACAAGGGAGAGAAGUGGGAGGUCACGGACAGCAAUGGGAAGAAGCUGGUUGCUCCAGGGGUAUGCUUCAACAUUCCCCCAACUGACCCUGAAGCUCUAGCGCUUGGAGAGAGCAUCUUCAACCAGUACCGAACCACAAAGCAGAAAGCAUCUAGCAGCAAGAAUGCUCUUCUUCAGCGCCUUGAAGACGUGAAGCGAGAAUCAUCAGCUUCCACCAAUGCCCAGGAGACACAGGGGCGACAGCUGCUAGCCGGACUGGACAAAGUCUUCUCUGAUUUGGACAGACAGGAGAAAGCCAUCAGUUCCCACCUCCGGCCACCACUGGAUCAGAAUCGUGCUGUACAGGACAGCUCGGAGAGGAUAAAGGAACUUAAGAAUAUCGCCAAUAAUGUACGUCGAAUAGAGCCAGAGAAAACUAAUAAGGUGCAGGAGUGUGAGGUUUAUCUGUCCAAAUCUCCAGAGGUUUCCAGCACACCCGUCCUGCGCAGCAAAAUCAAUGAAACCAACAAAAAAUAUGACAAGGUCAACGAGCUUCUGAACUGCUCCCAAGAAAAGAUUGAGGCAGCCAAUCGUUUAGAAGGCAGCUUGCAGAAAAGCAGAGACCUCCUGUCCACCUACGAGAACAAGCUGUGCCUGGAUGACACUGUACCCGAGGAUCCACGUGCUGUGGACAAUAAGCUGACGGAAUUGUCGGCGAUGAGCUCUGAACUGCAGAAAGGAAGAGGUGUCCUUGCAGAAGCUGAGCAGAAUCUGCACAACAGUAAAUUAUUCUGCCACAAUAUGGCCAAUCGUUUCCAGGAGCAUUGUCCCGAUGUAGAGCGCCAGGAGGCUGAAGUGUCUAAACUCAACCAACGCUAUACACAGCUGGACCAGCAAAUUCAGAGCAGGUCUCAGGGCUUGCAGAAAGCCAGGACUACCUAUCUGAACUACCGCAAUGGCUACGACCAAGUUGACGGGUGGAUGCGUAAUAUUCCCAACUACGAGCCCAAAGACACAGACAGCGUCAAACAAGUGGAAACCAAACUGAAGAACCAACGGCUUCUACUGAGUGAGAUAACUGACCGAGAGCAAGAUCUGGAUCAUGUGACCAGCAACGCACAGCAAUAUCAGCAAGCAGUCAAGGAUUAUGAACUGGAUGCUGAGAAACUGCGCUCAGUCAUGGAUAUGGAGAACAGGAGAAGUUCCUAUCCUAAACGCUCCAGAAUCUUGUCACCUGCAAACAAAGUGAAAGAGGAGGAGACCGAUUUAUCUGCAAGGUUUACAGAGGCCAGUGCGGUCAACAAGCAGAGGCUGCAGACCCUGGAGUUUGCUCAGAACCUACUGCGUCAGCAGCCAGAUGAGGACAUAAGACAAGACUCAGUCCAGAUGGUUCGUUCUGAGAAACCCCCUGAGGAGACUUGGAAGAUUAAGAAGAUGUUGGAUGAUGAGGUACAAAGAAGGCAGCAACUGGAAUCUGAGAUAAGGAGCACUCAAGAGGAGAUCAUAUAUCUCCAGAAUCAGAAACCUCAAGAAACUAUAGUAAAGAAGGAAGUUCUGAAGAAAGUUCCAGAUCCUCAACUGGAAGAGGACUACCAUAAGGUCCUUGAAAGAGUUUCAGAAGAGCAGCGUAAGAAUAAAUCUUUGCAGGAUGAAUUGGAAACCCUGAGAAUAAAGGUUCGGACCUUAGAGUAUGAGCAAAAGGAAGGGGGGCAGCAGUAUGUUGUUAAAGAAGUACUAAGGAUUGAGAAGGACAAAGAUCAGCAGCAGGAGUUUCAAAGGCUCAAAGAAGAGUUGGAGGAACUGAAUCGUCAAAAGAGCACAAAGCAGAAUGAGAUUACCAACUUGAAGGAACGCAUCUUUAUAUUGACAGAAGAGAAGAACAAACCCCAAGAAAAGGUCACAGAAAAGGAAGUUGUUAAACUUCAAAAUGAUCCUCAUUUGGCUUCAGAAUAUAGAAUACUUCAGGAGAACAUGCAGAGAGAGAAUGCCCAGCGGCAAAAGGAGGAGGAAGAAUUGCAGCUUCUACAAGAGAAACUGAAACGUCUGGAAAAGGAGAGAGCUAUGGCUGAAGGCAAGAUCACAGUAAAGGAAGUGUUGAAAGUAGAGAAAGACCUUGCCUCUGAGAGGGAGGUAUCUGACCUUCGUAGGCAAUAUGAGGAAGAGUCUUCAAAGAUACGCAUCACUCAACGAGAAAAAAAUGAGCUGAUACGGAAGAUAGGUCUAAUGGAGCAGGAAAAUGCCAAAGUUGUAGUACAAGAGAAAGUACGUGAGAUUGUUCGACCAGAUCCUAAAGCUGAAAGUGAACUUGCCAACUUACGAGUUGAGCUGAUUGAGCAAGAAAGGAAAUAUCGUGCUGCAGAGGAGCAACUGAAAAUCUUCCAGAGUGAACUAUCAGUCCUCAAAUCACGUGGUCCACAGGUGGAAGUGAAGGAGAUAACCAAAGAAGUCAUUAAGCACAAGACAGAUCCAGAGAUCUUGGCUGAACUGGAGAGGCUCCGUGGGGAGGUUCUAGAGAAGACUAGAGUGGUGGAACGUUCUGAACUAGAGAUCAAUCAGCUUAAGCAGGAGAUAAAAAGCUGGAUUGAUACGAAACCUCAAGUACAAGUUAAGGAAGUGGUUCAAGAGGUUCUACAAUAUCGUGAAGACCCUGACACCAAGAAGGAGGUUGAAACCUUACGAGCCAAGUUGGCUGAAGAGCAGAAGAAGCGCAUUGACUUAGAAAGUGAAAGAAUGACCCAAGAAGAAAAGAUCAGGCAGAAAGAGCUAGAGCUGUUACAGGUGAGAGAGAAAGUAGUGCAGCAGGAGGUGGUCAAAUAUGAAGAGGAUCCUUUGUUGAAAUCUGAAGUCAACAGUUUUUCGAAGAGCAUUCAAACUGAGCUUAAACAAAAGGAUUCCCUGCAAGAGGAGUUGCGCAAGUUGCAAUGGAGGAAAUCAGAGCUUGAACGCCAGCUUGAAGAGCUUGAAAGGGAACGACAGUCCCGGCGCGAAGCAGAACUGGAAAUUCAGAGGCUUAAAAUCAGGUUGAAUGAGCUGGAGCAAAGAGAGAUUGAGACAAAAGAAAAAGUAACACUGAAGCAGAAGGUUGUGCUACAACAAGAUCCUCAGCAAGAGAAAGAGCACAACAUGCUAAAACUUCAAGUAGAAGAGGAGAGGCACAGAAGGCAGAUUCUAGAGACUGAACUGGACGCACUAAGGAAAAAGCUCAUUACAUUGGAGAAGAUGGAGGUGAAGGAAAAGGUUGUUUUCACAGAGAAAAUAGAAGUUGAGAAAGAUGCUGAGACUGAGCAAGAAAUACAGAGGCUGAAGUCCAUGAUGGAGGAAGAGAGCAAGCGUAAGCGAGAUUUAGAAGCAGAUGUUGAUCGCCUCCAAGCACAGCUUUCAGAAUUAGAGUUCAGCAAUUCCAAAUCCAACAAGGAACUGGAAUACUUAAGAGAGGAAGUCCACAAACUUCAGAUGGACAAACAAAGUCUACAGCUAGAGACCCGUCACCUGCAGUCAGAGAUUGAAAUUACCAUAAAGGAAGCCCAGGGCUUGAGAAGCUUGACUCAAGUUGACAGUGGCGUUAACCUAGAUUCUCGCUUAGCUUCUUUGGAACAAGAAUUGAGGGACCUACAGAAAAUCUCCCGAGACAAAGAUGCAGAAAUUGAAGAGCUUCACAAACGCUUGGAUACUAUGCAGAUCAAGAGGGAACAGAGGGAGAACCAUCUCCGCCGCUCUAUCGUUGUCAUCGAUCCUGACACUGGCCGAGAAAUGUCACCAGAAGAAGCUCGAAACUUGGGCUUGAUCGACUGGAAAAUGUUUGUCAACUUACAAAGCCAGGAAUGCGACUGGGAGGAGACCACAAUUAAGGGGCCAAAUGGUGACUCAUCCGUUAUCCAUGAUAGGAAGUCAGGCAAAAAAUUCGACAUAGAAGAUGCCCUAAAGAACGGGCGCAUUACAAAACGUCAAUAUGAGAAUUACCUCAACAAAGAGAUGUCCAUCCAAGAAUUUGCAGCCUUAGUUUCUGGGAAGAAGUAA